Molecule: messenger RNA, 943 nt
Organism: Centruroides sculpturatus (bark scorpion)
Lineage: Eukaryota; Metazoa; Arthropoda; Arachnida; Scorpiones; Buthidae
Product: enkurin domain-containing protein 1-like
Exons: 5
Coding region: 372-827 (151 amino acids)
Cellular component (GO): cytoplasmic microtubule
Source: RefSeq, a predicted model, not a curated record
AUUUUGUUUUUAAUUUAAAGGGAAGACCAAACAGUAAUAUUGAAUCAGAAAAACUGAAUGAUGAAAGUAAUUCAGUAGCAACCUGUGAUUCUUCUUUAUCUAUUUUGCCACCAUCAGUUAAUCAGUGUGGAGAUGAAAACAGUAAUAAAUCACCUAGUCCAAAACCUGAUUUAGAUGAAAAUCAAUUAAAUGAAAUUAGAGGUAAUUGUGAUAAUGAUUUAAUUCAUUUUGAAGAUGAUAAUUCAACAUCCUCUCUGAAAGAAAGAAAUCCAGAUGACUCUAAUGAAAAUCCUUCAGAUAUUGAUUUUUCUAAAGAAUCUAAUCAGACUGAAACACAUGCUGAUGUACCAACUCACCAACACUUUAGUGCUAUGUCACAUAAAAAAAAUGAAAAUAAUGAUAACAUUUCUUCAAAAUCGGUCGUUUUUAAUUGUGGGUCUGCAAAAUCUAAUGCUUCAGAUGCCAAAUCUAUAAAAUCAACAAAAGGAAAAGAAAUGAAGAUUCAUCAGUUAGGUGAAGUCCCCAAAUACUUGAUACAAAGACAGUAUGAACAGAAAGAAGAAGAAUUGAAGCGAAAGAAGGAAGAAGUGGAUCCUUCCAUUCCUCUUGGUCACAUAGUUUUAAGUGAAGAGGAAAGAAUAAGUACAUUAGAAAAAUUCAAGAAAAAUAAAGAAGAAUUGUUGCGUGAAUAUAUACAUUUACCCGUGUGCUGUGAUACUUUAAGAGCAAAGAAAAAAAAGGAAUUGCUCGAAAAAGAACUGACCAAAAUGGAUGAAGGCAUCGAAAUAUUUUCUAAACACAGAGUUCUUAUCAAAGUUGACGAAUGAGUUAAUAUUUUAAUUAAAUACAAAUUUUCAUACUUGAUAAAAUGAAAUAUUCAUACAUUAGUACAUUAUUUAUUUACAAAUUAUUAAUUUAAAAGCCUCAUCACACACCACAUAAA